AUGGAGACAGCGGCACCGCCGGGAUUCACCGUCCCCGCGGUGACAGGGACAGCGCUGGGAUUGCGGUGCCCGGGCGGGGACGGGACAGCGGCACCGCCGGGAUUCACCGUCCCCGCGGUGACAGGGACAGCGCUGGGAUUGCGGUGCCCGGGCGGGGACGGGACAGCGGCACCGCCGGGAUUCACCGUCCCCGCGGUGACAGGGACAGCGCUGGGAUUGCGGUGCCCGGGCGGGGACGGGACAGCGGCACCGCCGGGAUUCACCGUCCCCGCGGUGACAGGGACAGCGCUGGGAUUGCGGUGCCCGGGCGGGGACGGGACAGCGGCACCGCCGGGAUUCACCGUCCCCGCGGUGACAGGGACAGCGCUGGGAUUGCGGUGCCCGGGCGGGGACGGGACAGCGGCACCGCCGGGAUUCACCGUCCCCGCGGUGACAGGGACAGCGCUGGGACUGCGGUGCCCGGGCGGGGACGGGACAGCGGCACCGCCGGGAUUCACCGUCCCCGCGGUGACAGGGACAGCGCUGGGACUGCGGUGCCCGGGCGGGGACGGGACAGCGGCACCGCCGGGAUUCACCGUCCCCGCGGUGACAGGGACAGCGCUGGGACUGCGGUGCCCGGGCGGGGACGGGACAGCGGCACCGCCGGGAUUCACCGUCCCCGCGGUGACAGGGACAGCGCUGGGACUGCGGUGCCCGGGCGGGGACGGGACAGCGGCACCGCCGGGAUUCACCGUCCCCGCGGUGACAGGGACAGCGCUGGGACUGCGGUGCCCGGGCGGGGACGGGACAGCGGCACCGCCGGGAUUCACCGUCCCCGCGGUCAGAGGUCUGCUUAUUAACCAAAAUUCACUCUUUUCCUUCACAGCGGAUGAAGAAUUUGAUGAGCUUUGCUUUGAAUUUGGUUUGGAGCUUGAUGAAAUUACAUCUGAGAAGGACAUUAUAAGUAAAGAGAAAGGCGAAGAAAAGGCAAAGGGGGCGUCUGAUGUUGUUCUCUAUAAAAUUGAUGUCCCUGCCAACCGCUAUGAUCUGCUGUGCCUGGAAGGGUUGGUCCGAGGACUGCAGGUCUUUAAGGAAAGGAUAAGUCUCCCUAGGUUCGAAAAGAUAAUACCAGCUGAGGGUGAAGGUCAGAGGCUGAUUAUCACUGAACAGACUGCCCAGAUCCGGCCUCACGCUGUAGCUGCCGUCCUCCGAAAUAUAACUUUUACCAAGGACCGGUACGACAGUUUCAUCGACCUCCAGGAGAAGCUACACCAAAAUAUUUGCAGGAAAAGAGCAUUAGUAGCAAUAGGUACCCAUGACUUGGACACCAUCACUGGUCCAUUUACUUUUACAGCCAAAGCACCUUCUGAAAUUAAAUUUAAGCCCUUGAAUCAAUCCCAGGAGUACACAGCCUCACAAAUUAUGGAUCUGUAUAGGACUGACAGCCACCUUCGGCACUAUUUGCACCUGAUUGAGAACAAGCCACGUUAUCCUGUCAUUUAUGACAGCAAUGGGGUUGUUCUGUCCAUGCCACCAAUCAUCAAUGGAGAUCAUACAAAAAUAACCCUAAAUACCAGAAAUGUGUUUAUUGAAUGUACAGGCACAGAUAUUACAAAGGCAAAAAUUGUCCUUGAUGUUAUAGUCACGAUGUUCAGUGAAUAUUGUGCGAAGCCAUUCACUGUUGAAGCAGUAGAAGUGGUUUAUCCCAAUGGGAAGACUCACAUCUAUCCGGAGCUGGCUUAUCGAACAGAGAAGGUGAAACCUGAAUACAUUAACAAGAAAGUAGGAAUCAGUGAAACUCCAUCAAGCCUGGCAAAGCUGCUGACUAGGAUGUGUUUGAAGUCACACGUCACAGGGAAUGGGAACCAUCUAGAGGUUGAAAUCCCUCCUACCAGAGCAGACAUUAUCCAUGCCUGUGAUAUCGUAGAAGAUGCAGCAAUAGCUUAUGGUUAUAACAACAUUCAGAUGGUGAUUCCGAAAACGUACACCAUAGCUAAUCAACUCCCCCUCAAUAAGCUCACAGAACUUCUGAGACUGGACUUGGCAGCUGCUGGAUUCACAGAAGCACUCACUUUUGCCCUGUGUUCUCAAGAAGAUAUUGCAGAUAAACUUGGCAUGGACAUCUCUGCAACAAACGCCGUACUCAUAGCAAAUCCCAAAACUGCAGAAUUUCAGGUGGCACGUACAACCCUCCUUCCUGGGCUGCUGAAGACUAUUGCUGCCAACAGAAAGAUGCCCUUGCCUCUCAAACUCUUUGAGAUUUCUGACAUUGUAGUAAAAGAUCCUAAUACAGAUGUGGGGGCAAGAAACUACAGACAUCUAUGUGCAAUUUAUUACAACAAAAGCCCAGGCUUUGAGAUCAUCCAUGGUUUGCUGGACAGGGUCAUGCAGGUCCUGGAAGUACCACCAAAUGAGGAGAAUGGCUACGCCAUCAAGGCAGCUGAAGGCACUGCUUUCUUUCCUGGUCGCUGUGCUGAGGUCUUUGCCAAAGGUCAGAGCAUUGGGAAACUUGGAGUCGUACACCCUGAUGUUAUCACCAAGUUUGAGCUCACCAUGCCUUGCUCUGUCCUGGAGAUCAAUAUUGAGCCCUUCAUGUGAAGAUGUGACUUUUGUCCUCCGACAGCCGUCCACUGUCACACGCAGCACCCUCUCCUCCUUUGUCUGCCUCCCAGGGGACAUCUCGUAUGCUUUUAUGUUCCAAUAAACCAGAAAAACAGA
Ficedula albicollis (Collared flycatcher) is the source of this 2697-nucleotide messenger RNA. It is a transcript of the gene FARSB, whose product is annotated as phenylalanyl-tRNA synthetase beta subunit. The record is from RefSeq and is a predicted model, not a curated record. Gene Ontology annotation, molecular function: magnesium ion binding; phenylalanine-tRNA ligase activity; ATP binding. Lineage: Eukaryota; Metazoa; Chordata; Aves; Passeriformes; Muscicapidae. Gene Ontology annotation, cellular component: phenylalanine-tRNA ligase complex; cytoplasm. The transcript has 17 exons. Gene Ontology annotation, biological process: phenylalanyl-tRNA aminoacylation. The coding region runs from base 1 to 2577 and encodes 858 amino acids.